Molecule: messenger RNA, 8533 nt
Organism: Felis catus (domestic cat)
Lineage: Eukaryota; Metazoa; Chordata; Mammalia; Carnivora; Felidae
Gene: IL17RD
Product: interleukin 17 receptor D
Exons: 13
Coding region: 91-2301 (736 amino acids)
Molecular function (GO): interleukin-17 receptor activity
Source: RefSeq, a predicted model, not a curated record
CCGCCGCCGCCGGCGCCACCGCCCACUUGGGGCUGGCCAGAGGCAGGCAGCCGGGGUGCAGAGUAGGUAGGGCUGGACAAGCGCACGGCCAUGGCCCCGUGGCUGCAGCUCUGCUCCGUCUUCUUCACGGUCAACGCUUGCCUUAACGGCUCGCAGCUGGCCGUGGCCGCGGGCGGCUCCAGCAGAGCGCGGGGCGCCGACACCUGCGGCUGGAGGGGAGUGGGGCCGGCCAGCAGAAACAGUGGGCUGCACAACAUCACCUUCAGAUAUGACAACUGCACCACUUACUUGAAUCCAGUGGGGAAGCACGUGAUUGCUGAUGCCCAGAACAUCACCAUCAGUCAGUAUGCUUGCCAUGAGCAAGUGGCAGUCACCAUUCUUUGGUCCCCAGGGGCCCUUGGCAUCGAAUUCCUAAAAGGAUUUCGAGUAAUACUGGAGGAGCUGAAGUCAGAGGGAAGACGGUGCCAACAACUGAUUCUAAAGGACCCAAAGCAGCUCAACAGUAGCUUCAAAAGAACUGGAAUGGAAUCUCAACCUUUCCUGAAUAUGAAAUUUGAAACGGAUUACUUUGUGAAGAUCGUCCCUUUUCCUUCCAUUAAAAAUGAAAGCAAUUACCACCCUUUCUUCUUCAGAACCCGCGCCUGCGACCUACUGCUACAGCCGGACAACCUGGCCUGUAAACCCUUCUGGAAGCCUCGGAACCUGAACAUCACCCAGCACGGUUUGGACAUGCAGGUGUCCUUCGACCACGCACCACACACCUUUGGCUUCCGUUUCUUCUAUCUUCAUUAUAAGCUCAAGCAUGAAGGGCCCUUCAAGCGAAAGACCUGUAAACAGGAGCAAAAUACAGAGACAACCAGCUGCCUCCUUCAAAAUGUUUCUCCUGGGGAUUAUAUAAUUGAGCUGGUGGAUGACACUAAUACAACAAGAAAAGUGAUGCAUUAUGCCUUAAAGCCAGCACAUUCCCCGUGGGCGGGGCCCAUUAGGGCUGUUGCCAUCACCGUGCCUCUGGUUGUCAUCUCCGCAUUUGCCACCCUCUUCACCGUGAUGUGCCGCAAGAAGCAACAAGAAAAUAUAUAUUCACAUUUAGAUGAAGAGAGUUCUGAGUCCUCCUCGUACACCACGGCACUCCCCAGAGAGAGGCUCUGGCCUCGGCCGAAGGUUUUCCUCUGCUAUUCCAGUAAAGAUGGCCAGAAUCACAUGAACGUUGUCCGGUGUUUUGCCUACUUCCUCCAGGACUUCUGCGGCUGUGAGGUGGCUCUGGACUUGUGGGAAGACUUCAGUCUUUGCCGAGAAGGACAGAGAGAAUGGGUCAUCCAGAAGAUCCAUGAGUCCCAGUUCAUCAUCGUGGUGUGUUCCAAAGGCAUGAAGUACUUUGUGGACAAGAAGAACUACAAACACAAAGGCAGCGGCCGGGGCUCCGGGAAGGGCGAGCUCUUCCUGGUGGCUGUGUCCGCCAUCGCCGAAAAGCUCCGCCAGGCCAAACAGAGCUCCUCAGCCCAGCUCAGCAAGUUCAUCACCGUUUACUUCGACUAUUCCUGCGAGGGAGAUGUUCCCGGCAUCCUGGACCUGAGCACCAAGUACAAACUCAUGGACAACCUUCCCCAGCUCUGUUCCCACCUGCACUCCCGAGACCACGGUCUCCCGGAGCCCGGACAGUACCCCGGACAGGUGAGCAGAAGGAACUACUUUCGCAGCAAAUCAGGUCGGUCCCUUUACGUUGCCAUUUGCAACAUGCACCAAUUUAUCGAUGAGGAGCCCGACUGGUUUGAGAAGCAAUUCAUUCCCCUACGCCCUACCCCACUUCACUACCGGGAGCCAGUGCUGGAGAAGUUUGACUCGGGCUUAGUGUUAAAUGAUGUCAUGUGCAAACCAGGCCCUGACAGCGAUUUCUGCCUCAAGGCCGAGGCGGUCCCCGGGGUGCAGGCCGACUUGCCCUCGGAGGGCCAGCCCUUGGGCCUGGACCCAGACGUGGAGGCGGGGCCUGGGCCCGGCAGCGGCUCGGUCCUGCGCCCCCUGCUGCACGUGGUGAAAGCCGCCAGCCCCUCGGACAUGCCCCGGGACUCGGGCAUCUACGACUCAUCCGUGCCCUCCUCGGAGCUGUCUCUGCCCCUAAUGGAAGGACUCUCAGCAGAUCAAACAGAAACAUCUUCACUGACGGAGAGCGUGUCCUCCUCCUCCGGCCUGGGUGAGGAGGAUCCUCCCGCCUUCCCUUCCAAGCUCCUCACCUCUGGGGUGUGCCGAGCAGAGCCUGGUUGCUGCAGCUACACUGGUGAACUCCACGCAGUCGCCCCUUUGUAACAAAACAGAAGAGUCUACGCAUUGCCACUUUAGCUGCUGCCUCUCUCUGGUCCCCCAGCUCUUCUCUCUGGUUGAGCAGUCUGCUUGGAGCUGAGGUCUCCUACAAGGAUAUUUGGAGUGAAAUUCGGGCCAGUACUUGCUCUCCUUGCCCCAUCCCUCUACCUGAUAUCUUGGCAAAGUCUCCAAUUUUCUAAAACCAUAUGGACCUCUGGAAGGCAUGUCCACAAGGUCUGACGGCAGCUGGUCACAUUAGGUCAGACCUUGGAUUAGAGCCAGCUCUGGGAGGUCGGGAGGAAACAUGCACAGAGAAACAGGAAAAUACCUGCACUGCUCAUUCAGAUUUUAUUUAUCUCUUCCGACUUUGCCCAUUCGCUGUUGGCUACUUUGAUUGGAAAUGCUUUGUGGAAGAAGCACUUUUAGUACCAUUACAGCCACAGAAACCAAGUGCCAGUCUAUCUGGAAUCCAUGUUCUUACAGAUGAUGUUCUUGUCUGUUUUGGGUGUAGAAUUUACAAUGGCUUGGAUGUUAAAAAAGCUCUGAGUCAAAGGUCAAGGAAGUGACUGUAUAUCGUAUCACCUUUCAUAAUACGAGUCUUUAUGUGUUCGUGGGUGCCAUGGCACACUGAGGUGGGGGCUGCAGGGUCAGGCUGACCAUCUAGACAAUUCUUUCUGACAUAGGUUGGUCAAUGUCCAGAAAGCAGCAAAACUCAGGACACAGGACCGCCUCUUGGUUUGAGUAGGCUUCGUGUGGGGGUGGGAUCUGCCCACCAAGUUUCCCGGGGUUACAUCUACUGUGCAGUGUCUUAGAUGUUGCUGCCUGGAAGUUUAUUUUUAAAAGACUAAUACCCAACUGGGCUGGAUUACUGGAAGCCGGAGUCCGUGCUUCAUUUGGCUUCUGAUCUAAAGCUGUGUCCAGAAUAUCAGGGAUCAGAAUCCAUUGAAAUAUGGCGAUGUGCAGGUGGCAGCCACUUAAUCUGCUGAACUGGUUUUGACUAAUGAUAAAUCUCAUUUUAAGAAGGUGGAGGGGAGACUGUCACAAAGAUGAGUUUGCUCUUCUAAUAUCAUCUGAAGAAGACAUGAGACCUGAAGUCAUUCAAUUCUUGAAUCUCAAAGUACUCCCCCCACAACUCAGCCUGUGAAUCAUGUUUCGCUGUGUGUUUCUGUUGUAUUUACCCAGUGAAAGAUUGGUCUCUUGUGCUCCUACCAAAAAUAGGUAUUUAGAGUUUAGGAGGAAAGAAUUUGCUUUAAAAAAGGAAAAGUAAAUGUUCUGUUUUUAAUGAAUGAAGUUUCUACAGAAUUUCUCCUUCCGAAGGGAAAACAGUUGUUCAAAUCCUGCUUGUCUAUUAGCAUGUGUGUGAUGAUGUCUUUGUGGAAUCCCUUCUCCCUGUGUCCUUGAGGGGUUGUGAGCAUCUUUCUCCACCCUUUCCGUGGGUGCUGUUGGCUUCGGGCACCCUGCUUUUACUCAGCACUACACAGGGGACCCUGGGUUUUACUCCUUUAGCAGGUAGGACCAAUAUUAAGGGAGACACUGAGAAAUGUCUCAAGGAGGGGUUGGGAGGUAGAAUGAGGCAGGACUUUCCAUCCAAGCACAUGCUCAGCAGGUGGGAAGGGAAGGUUUGCAGCCUUGCUGCAAAGAAGAGGUUUGUGUGUAUUUUUGAUGCAAAUGCCACACUCCAUGCUCUGUAAAGGCAGCUGACGGCUUCUUGGGGGAAGAACGUGUUUGUCUGUUCUCUGGCAUCGAGUUUCCUGCAGCUGCUCUGCAGGGGAGACAAGUGAGCCUCACAACCACCUCCCCCACAGAACCAGGCAUCCGGUUGGAGAAGAGAUGUUCCAUGAUAUUGGAGAGUCUGGGACAAGUGCAGAGCUCCUGCCCACAUAUGCCUGGCCUGCCCUUCCACCGUCAGGAUACGUUCUGCAAGGGAGAUUGGUCAGUCCAAACUUGCUAACGUGAAAAUUCACUCUGGAACAGUAUCAAGAGAGAUUGAAGCCAAGAAAUGGUACGUGCUCCAAAGGAACCCCGAGGAGCUACUUUUAGGUUAGAUAUUCAGCUUUGCACAGAAAAUGAGGCAUCUCUGAGAAAGUGACCCCAGGAACAGCACGGAGGACUGGCAGGGAGUGGGGAACAUCAACUGAGCUCCAUGCAUGUGGGCAGAGAGCUUGCUAAAUGAACUUCCUUCUUGUGAAAAUGCAAGGGAAAAAAUGUGCUAGACCAAAAAUCAGGUAAACUUUUCGUUUGGAUUUAUGGUUUGGAUACUUAUUUUCAAAUACUAAUGUUUCUUAUGUUCAACACAAGCAGACUCUAACAUACCAAGUAGCAAAACCACAGUGUUGAGAUGUCCCAACUUCGUGGUUUUGCCUUACUAGUUUCACUUUUUUUUUUUUUAAACCUCCCCAUCUUGUGCUGGGAAUGAGAACAGUUGCCUUGUAGAUUAAGGCAAAACAUCUGUUUUAAGCAGACCUGCAGUUUUUGACUGAUACAUUGUUCCAGGCAAUGGAAAUGAUAACACGGAAUUCAGAUAAAGGUUCUACUGAAUCACAGGCUUCUUGAAAUUGGGGAAACAAGAAUUAGAAUAUAAGGAUGAUCUCAAUAAAAAGCCUUGGUCCUGAGAAUAAGAGGCUUGUGUGGCUAAGUUAGCUGGUGUUCUCUGGACAGGACACCUGGAGUAGGUCCAAGGACCCAGGUAAGCAAAUCUUGAAGGUAGUUGAAGGUAGGGAGCUAGGUGUUCAUCUUAACUCCCUAGUGCCCUACAGAAAGGACUUAGCAUCUGACAUAGUCAGCUUUGUCCAGGGAUGGAUUGGGGAAGUGGAAGCCCAGGUAAAGGUGUUUUUCUCCCAGAGGUUGGCCACAAGCAACAAGAACCACCUGGACAGACCCAGUCCAGCCACACAGUGGACAGAGCGUCCUGCAGGGGAUCCUCCAGAGGGCCAAAUCCUGGGCCUUUGAGGCACAUUGAUCUCCAGAGAGAAUCAGAAGACAUUCAGGUCCAGGUCCAGGCCCAGGCCCUCAGGUUGGGUAAUAGCAUUUUGAACCAAAAAUGAGAUGGGGCCUUAAAGUCAUGAGACCAUUUUUGGUUAACACGUUAGUAAUAACUGAAGACAGUCCCAGAGCAGAAGUUCAAAAAUGUCUUUAGCAACUAUGACAUCAUCAGCAUCAAUGGGUCAUAAUUUGAGGUCGUGCGUGUUUGUGUAUUAAAGUUCAGUCUUGCGACUUCAUAGCUGCAAAUGUGGGGUGUUUUUUUUUUCUAGCCAAGCCCUAGUCUCAGGUUCCCUGACUUAAGCACAAAUAAACAGGAAGACUGUUCCUCCAAAAAUGUGGAGUUACAUGAUUUUCAGAACUUUUCCUUUUUUCAGAGUUGAGCAUCUUUUAAAAGAAACAAAUGAAGAAAAAGCUAUUUUACUCCUAGAGAAGAAACGACACACCUUCCUCUUAAGAAAGAAAACCCCAUGGUCCCCAAUAGCCUCAAUGCUAAUUUGGUUCUUAGGGGAGAGGAAUCCUUCCUUGUGUCUUUAUUGGAGAGAUGUGGACAAUAACAGCGUGAAGGUUGUUAGCCUUUCUUGUUUCAUAUCGUUGGUGAAGACUGCCGCUUUUAUUUAGCGGAUGCUGUGCCUUCAGGAGGUGCCAGUGCAGCGGGCCAGGACGACAGAUCAAUGAAGUGUGGUGAUAAAUGGCAAUGACCUACCUUCUCAGUGUCAGAGAGACCAUAGGGCAUGGUGGGGAGUGUGGCAAACUGAAGUGCUCCGUGUCCCACCCAUAGGAGGGCAGCUACUCCAGCCAUUUGUGGCCAUGUGGUGUCUCCUGAUCUUCCCAUUUUUCAAGAGAAGCUGAGAAUCUGGAAUUUGAUAGGAAAGUUUCUAAUUUUCUAAAGUAUUGGCAGCUAAAUUAAAAGAUUUUUUUUUUCAAUUCAGAUUCAACAGAACACAUGAGUGGGCCUGAUUUGGCCCACUAGAUGCCAGUUUGCUACCUCUGCCUUGUAAGAUUUGAAAUGAAAAGCGUUCAUGGUAAUUACAGAUGUCUGGUACCACCAGAAAAUGCUCUUGCUAAAUGCAGCUGGUGUCUGGAUUGCUUCUUCCCCACCUUGCCUCCCCCAAGGUAGUUUGAUACGAUUAUGAAUGUAUUUGAAAUGUUUGAGGGCUUCUUUAUGUUUCGUGGUGCCUUAAGAGAAAGGCAGGCCAGUUACUAAUUUCAAAAUCAGAUUUAUGUUCCCCAAUUUAAAAAGCAUAACACUUGGGACAAUUUUCAUUUAAACUCCACAACCUAAAGGGCCUUAUUUAUAGUUUUAGUUCUUGGCUUCAUAAUUUUUUAAAUGAUGUGCAAUUCUGAGCUUAGGCCAAGACUUAAUGAGAAAAGCAGGCGUUGUGGGGAGCAGGGCAGGGAAUCCCCGAGUGUCCACUAGAGCCAGGUAUUUGCAUUGUCUUCUGUUUUAAAUGAUCUGUGAAGUGACUGUGUUUUGGAGAUGUGAAACAGUAUCCAGACAAAAGCUUUUCCUGAUACCGAGAGAUCAGUUAGGAGUCCUCCUGGGGUGUUGGGUCAUCCUUUCUGUGUCCCCUCCUUUCCAGGCUCAGGGUGAAAAUAAACAAAAGGAAGUCUGACCGUAAGCCAAUAGCUUGGAUUCCAAUUUCAGAGUUUUGGAGCUGGGAGAAAGUUUGGAUUAUCUAGGAUGUCUCCCCUGCCGGUGUCAGCCAGGGCUGAGCCUGAAUUAUUUCAGACAUAUGGCUAUGGAUGGGAUUCUGGAUUUUCAGUGAGGGAAAUUCUGUAACCUGCCCUGCUGAUCAGAUAGUUCUUUGUACAUCUUACAGAAAUUCAAACCAGCCUUCUUUUGUUCUGCAUGUAGUGGAAAAAGAACAGCUGGUUACCUUCCGUGUAUUUGAAAACCACAGUGAAGUCAUCCCCCUGGUGUUUUUAUUUCAGUGAUAAAUAAUCCCACCUACUUAAACCAUUCUUCAUAGCUCUUGUUUUCCAAGGGCUUAAUAAUUUUCACUGCUCUUCUGUUUCCCAGCUUCACACUCUGGUUGGUUGCCGAAACAGAAUGUGGUGCCUUCUUCGCAUUGGUGCCUUGUGACAGCCAAGCUCAGGAUGGGGAUUACAGGGAAAUUCUCGUGUGCCCAGCUUCUCUUACUACUUACAAAUACAGUGGCACUUUUUAAAAAUGGUAUAUCGCCUGCAUUCAUUUUGAGGAUUAUUUGGUCGCCCCAUCCAUUCCUCCCCAACAAUCGUCUUCUAUUGUGUUUUCUUUUCCCCUCUUCUGGUCAGACACUUGGUGCUUAUUCCUGAUGUGUUUGAUGUCAUUCCUGAGCUCCAAAAUUCUCUUCAAGACCAACUCUUACCUUCUGAGUGGUAGCUACCUCUCCCUCCCAAUUUUGGAUUCUAUUUUACAUACCUCUAGACCUUGCCUUUAAUUCAUGACUCAAUAUUAUUAGAUGGUUCAGACUUCAGCUUAAUCACCGGCAAGAUAGCAGCUGCUAAGGGCUAAUUUGUAAGGAAGGUGAGGGACAACCUCUUGGGAAUUUUGGCCAAUUGUCCCCCCUCCUGCUCUUUGUUUCCUGCCCGAAGUUCAGCUGGGACCACAGACUCUUCCAGGAGCUUUCCUGUGUUCUGAAGGGCUGGGGCCAUGGCUCUGAAAUGACCUAGCACUGUGUUUUGCACAAUCAGAAGCCUGAGAAAAGCAAACCAUUAUGACUGCAUCUCUGACAUUUGUAUCAAAUAAAAUGUCAGUGGAGAAUAUUCAAAGAAGCAUUCUUCUAUUUGUACAUGCUGUAGACAAAGUUGGCUGCUCCAUCUGUUAGACAAAUUCCUUUGGGUUAUUACACUUAAUGUGUAAUUGUUAUGUAAAACUUGUGUUUUUUCUCUCAAGAAAAACCAUGGUGAGUCUGGACAAAGCAAAAACUUUUGUAAAAACCACAUGUGUUCAUUUAGAGAGUAGGUAACUUCUAUUUUUACUAUUUUUUUUUCACUUCAGAAGCUCCCUGUGACUACGAUCAAGGGGGGGAAAGCCUGUGGAACAUUGGAACAUGGUGGUUGUUGCCAUUGUCUUUGUUUCAUCUUUAAGUUUGUCCUUUGUGGGGUUUGGUGGAAUAGCAGGACUGUAGCAGUGUGCUAUAUUUUUACAUUGAAAACAAUGUCUUAUCUGAUUUGUACAUAACUGUAAAUAGGUGACAGUAGGUCACAGCUGACAUUUGCAAAAUGUUUUUGUACCUUAGGAUUUCUGCAUCAAAUAAAAUGUUUUAAGAUUGCA